Messenger RNA from Brassica rapa (field mustard), 1376 nucleotides. Its product is annotated as protein FAR1-RELATED SEQUENCE 6. The record is from RefSeq and is a predicted model, not a curated record. NCBI's taxonomy places the organism in Eukaryota, Viridiplantae, Streptophyta, Magnoliopsida, Brassicales, Brassicaceae.
AUAAAAUGAUUGUUAGUAAAUAUAAGGAUGAAUCUGUAAAUAGAGAUAAUAAAAGGGUGGAAUCUGUACAAUUACCCAAAGUAAUGGACGUACCGGUCUAACCGGUGCGUCUGUCGGCGAGAAUCACGCUGUAAAAAUCUAAAAUCGCAAAAUAAAAAAAAUAAAAAAAUUAAACCAAACGAAUAACAGAAAUGAUCAGACGAGGAGAAGCGCACCGGAAGAACCAUAGAGUCGAUCAACCUAAAGCUUAGAAUGAACGGUGAGUUGACUUCUCUCCGAUAUUGACCCAAUCAUCUCUCGCCACGUCAUAGGUUUAUUGCGUCUCCAGUAAUCCAUCACCUUCUCUGUCUCUCCCCCCAUCGAAAAACCUAAUUCGAUCGCCGCCGCCUCCGAUCUACAUCCGCCGCCGGCGAAUCCCCCGGGAAAAACUUUACAAUGGAUUUCAGAAUUGAUAAUGGUGAAGCCGCUGCUGGUAUGAUGAUGGGACAUAAUGAGAUGGGUGAAAGCUCCGGUCAAGCAAUGAUUGAGCAAGAUGAUGAAAACCAUAACGAGAUUGGUGAACACUCUGGUGAAGAAAUGACUCUUGAGCAAGAUGAGAAGGUAGAUCCGGAUUCUAUCCCUCUGGAAGUUGCAGAUAUGGCGGAUGAGCCUUUUGUUGGACAGGAGUUUGAAUCUGAAGCAGCGGCACACGGGUUUUAUAAUGCUUACGCUACGAAAGUAGGGUUCGUCAUCCGUGUUAGUAAACUGUCACGGUCAAGGCAUGAUGGGUCUCCUAUAGGAAGGCAACUUGUUUGUAACAAGGAAGGGUACAGGUUGCCUAGCAAGCGUGACAAGGUUAUUAGACAAAGAGCGGAAACAAGGGUUGGAUGUAGAGCAAUGAUCUUGAUUAGGAAAGAAAGUUCUGGUAAAUGGGUUAUCACCAAGUUUGUCAAGGAGCAUAAUCAUCCUUUGAUGCCUGGAAGGGUUCGAAGAGGUUGCAUCUAUGAUCAAUAUCCGAAUGAGCAUGACAAAAUCCAGGAGCUGAUGCAGCAGCUAGCUGCAGAGAAAAAGAGAGCCGCUACUUACAAAAGGCAUCUGGAGAUGCUCUUUGAACAUAUCGAACAGCACAAUGAAGGCCUUACUAAAAGAAUCCAACACAUAGUAGACAAUGUGAGGGAUCUGGAACAGAGAGAUCAUCAACAGAACCAAGCAUAGUCGUUUUUUUUGGUCUCAGGUUCUUCUUCCUUGUUCAUUUUUCACCAGUUUGAUUUAGGAGAUAGAUCUUCUCUUCUGUAUUCCCUAUAUCCUCUCUUUUAAUAAAGAUUUUUCUUGUCAAAAGACAAAAGAGCUUGCAAUUGCCUUCAACAAAGUUUUGUUCUGAUGCUGCAUAGGCAUAA